Molecule: messenger RNA, 2158 nt
Organism: Frieseomelitta varia
Lineage: Eukaryota; Metazoa; Arthropoda; Insecta; Hymenoptera; Apidae
Product: putative inorganic phosphate cotransporter
Exons: 7
Coding region: 249-1754 (501 amino acids)
Biological process (GO): monoatomic anion transport; transmembrane transport
Cellular component (GO): plasma membrane
Molecular function (GO): transmembrane transporter activity
Source: RefSeq, a predicted model, not a curated record
UUGUAUUCUAGAACAAUGUGUGUGUCUCGUUUUUGAAUUAGAUAAGGGAAGAAAGUGAUAAUAUACUAUAAUGUGUACGCAUGCAGAACAUGCAAGUUGAAAAAUAAGAGUGGGAGAAACUCUUUUCGGUGUUGGACUAUAAAGUCACGAUCGACCGUGAUGGAUUGUAGAGUCUUUUUUGCGAUUUACUUCUGAACUCGACCCUAUCUGACAAGUUGUGUGCACGCUCGAAUAUCUUUGUCAACAAUAUGUCCUAUGCGAUAAAAAGGAUUUCUAUCAUUUCUAUCUCGGAACGGAUGCAGAUAUCGGCAUCCAAACCAAAAGCAUGGUAUGGAUGUAGACACACACAGGGCAUUUUGAUGGCAUUAGGUUUUUUUUGUUGCUAUGCUAUUAGAGUAACUACAUCAGUGACGUUAGAAGCAAUGACUAAUGCUCAGUCUGCAAAUCCUGAAUUUGAAGAAUUUCCAUGGGAUGACAGGAUUAAGGAUAUAAUUCAGAGUUCUUUCUUCUGGGGAUACGUGUGCACACAAAUUAUUGGCAGUAUAGUGGCACGAGAUUGGGGAGCUCAUAAACUUUUUUCACUAGCACAAUUCGCAUGUGGUUUGCUAACGCUUUUAAUUCCCGUAGUUGCUAAAUAUUGUGGAUGGGAAAUAGUUUGUGUUACUAGAGUAAUCGCCGGUUUAUUUCAAGGCACUGUUCUACCGUGUCUUCAUACAUUACUCUCAAAAUGGGUGCCUAUGGAAGAAAGAGGAAGAAUUUCAACAUUUGUGUAUGCCGGAGGCUGGAUUGGAAAUGUACUUUGUUUAUGGAGCACUGGUCAAUUGUCAGCGUCUCAAUUUGGAUGGCCUAGCUGUUUUUAUGUUUGGGGCUGUAUAUCUAUUACUUCCAGUGUUUUAUUUUAUGUUAUUGGGAAAGAAUCACCUGCCGAACAUUCAAAUAUAUCACAAGAUGAAAAAGAAUAUAUUGAAAGUAGUCUUGGAAUAAUAGAAACAGAAGAGAAAUUACCAAUUCCUUGGAUUAAAAUAUUAACCUGUAUUCCAAUGUGGGCACUAUUGGUUACUCAAUCUGCUCAUACUUGGGGUUUCUGGAUGCUUUUAACCAAAAUUCCUUCUUAUAUUGGAUCAGUCUUUAAUACUGAUAUAAAAAACAAUGGCCUAUGGAGUGCACUACCAUAUUUAACAGCAUGGAUUUGCAGUUUCCCAAUUAGCUAUAUUUCGGAUCUUCUUAUUAAACGAAAUAUCUUAACUGUACAAGCAUCAAGAAAGAUUUGCAAUACAAUUGGUGAAUGGUUUCCAGCGGUUACAUUAAUUGGUCUUGGAUAUGUUAAUAAAGAACAACCUGGAAUAGCAAAGGCGCUCUUAAUAUUUGCUGUUGCUAGUAAUGUUGCUAUUUAUUGUGGAUACAAUGUUAACCAUAUGGAUCUUAGUCCAAAUUUUGCUGGUUCUUUGAUGGGUAUUACAAAUACAGUGGCAAAUAUUUGUAGCAUUUUGGCUCCACUAGUUGCCAGUAUUAUCAUUAAGGAUACGAAAAGUCCUGAAGAAUGGAGAAAUAUGUUCUUUUUAACAUCUGCAAUAUAUUUUGUUGGAAAUUUUAUUUUUAUUGUGUUUGGUACAUCUAAAAUUCAGCAAUGGAAUGAUCCCAUAAAGGAAAAAAAUAUUUCUAUGAAUGCAAUUGCAACUGAAUCAUCAGUGGAAAAUGAACAUGUGCAAAAAGUAAAAGAUACUGAAAAGAUGGAUUUAGGAAAAAAGUUGUGAUAAUGUUAUGAUACUGAAGAAUACGUAAUUUAUAAAAUGUAGUGUAAAUACUGUGAUUUAAUGGGCGUAUUAUUAUUUUCACUAUUUUAUUUAUAAAUGUUUGUGUAUAUUUAUGUAUAUUAUAUUUAAUAUUUAUUAUGAAAUAAUGAUUGAUAAUUAUAUUAUGCAAACAAGUUUGUUUAAAACUUCAUUCAUGUUUUAGAUGUUGCUUUGGUACAGAUUUCCAAAUUGUUUGUAUAAGAUAUAGUGUACAUAAUAUUGUUAAUAAAAAUGUAAUAUAAGUUACUAGAUAUAACAUAGUUGUCUCACCAACUGGUAUUGUCCAUAGAUCUUUCUUAUCCUGCAAAAUGGAUAUGAAAAAUAUUUGUCUAUAUAAAAAUAAAAUAUCUCUACUAUUUUAAUAA